This is a messenger RNA of Cajanus cajan (pigeon pea), 518 nucleotides long. The record is from RefSeq and is a predicted model, not a curated record. Lineage: Eukaryota; Viridiplantae; Streptophyta; Magnoliopsida; Fabales; Fabaceae.
GAUGGCCGCCAAGGCCUACGACGUCGCCGCCUACUGCCUCAAGGGCCGCAAGGCGCAGCUCAACUUCCCCGACGAGGUCCACCGCCUCCCGCCGCUCCCCUCCGCCUGCACCGCCCGCGACAUCCAGGCCGCCGCCGCCAAGGCCGCCCACAUGAUGAUGGCCUCCGCCGCCGCCCCCCCCGAAACCUCCAUUUCCCCCGACGACGCCGCCGACGACUUCUGGCGCGAGAUUGAGCUGCCGGAGCUCCUCCUCCUCCACGGUGGCGGCAGCAGCAGGUGGUGGACCUCCGACCUCCCGCCCUGGCCCGAGCCCGACCUCCCGCCGCAGCAUCCCUUCACCACCGCCGCCUGCUUGUAGUACUUCUCUGUAAUAUUCGAUUAUGUUUGCAUCUUAUAUUGCUCAUCAUAUAAUCGAUUAAGUAACUCUUUGUCUACCCUUCGCAAUAAUUAUUAAUUUUAAUUAUGCUUAGCAUUAGUAAUAACAUUUUCACUAAUUAACUUACUUACCACUCCUUUCA